Messenger RNA from Cynara cardunculus var. scolymus (artichoke), 882 nucleotides. Its product is annotated as transcription factor MYB44-like. The record is from RefSeq and is a predicted model, not a curated record. Lineage: Eukaryota; Viridiplantae; Streptophyta; Magnoliopsida; Asterales; Asteraceae. Gene Ontology annotation, biological process: regulation of DNA-templated transcription. Gene Ontology annotation, molecular function: RNA polymerase II cis-regulatory region sequence-specific DNA binding; DNA-binding transcription factor activity, RNA polymerase II-specific. The transcript has a single exon. The coding region runs from base 76 to 759 and encodes 227 amino acids. Gene Ontology annotation, cellular component: nucleus.
CACACACACUCACAAACACACUUCAAACUACUAUAUAUUCCACAAAGCCCACCUCACAAACUGUUCAAUUUCUUGAUGGAAUCAUUCAAUAGAUGCUCAUCAGCUACUUCAUCUUCAUCUGAUUCAUCAGACUGCUCUCAUUCAGCUCGGAAAAUUGAUAAGAUCAAGGGUCCAUGGAGUGCUGAAGAAGAUCGGAUCCUUACCCGACUUGUUGACACUUAUGGGCCUCGAAACUGGUCGCUUAUUAGCAAGUACAUUAAGGGAAGGUCCGGCAAGUCAUGUAGGCUCCGGUGGUGUAACCAGCUCAGUCCCAAUGUGCAGCACCGGCCGUUUUCUGCGGCGGAGGAUCAAACCAUUUUGGCUGCUCAUGCUCAGUACGGCAACCGGUGGGCUACCAUUGCUCGGUUGCUUCCUGGCCGGACCGACAAUGCGGUUAAGAAUCAUUGGAAUUCAACGUUGAAGAGGAGGCAGAGUUUUGUGACUCAAACCAGCAGGUCGGAAUCGGAAAAGGAGUUUUUGAGCUUCGGGACUGCUCAUAUGUCGCCGGGAUCGGUGUCUAAUGGGGAUGCGGCGGCGGAUGUAGAUGAUCCGAUGACGACUCUUUCGUUGGCUCCGCCGGGGAUGGGUGGAUAUGAGUCGGCGGAGAAGAGGACGGAGAAUGUACCGGCGGGAUUUUGGGAUGUCAUGAAAGGGGUGAUUGCGAGGGAGGUUAGAGAUUAUGUGACGUCGUCGUUUCCUGAGACUUCUGGAUUUCAAUAACAUUUGAUGGAUUUUAUUAUUUAUUUUCCUUUUCCUUUUCUAAUGCUAAUUAUUCAUGAAUGUUUUUUUUAUCAAUAUCAAAAUUAAGAGUAAUUUACGGAUUCAGUCCUUGUGGUUUAUGAA